Molecule: messenger RNA, 1137 nt
Organism: Epithele typhae
Lineage: Eukaryota; Fungi; Basidiomycota; Agaricomycetes; Polyporales; Epitheliaceae
Exons: 6
Coding region: 1-1137 (378 amino acids)
Biological process (GO): regulation of DNA-templated transcription; cellular response to starvation
Cellular component (GO): nucleus
Molecular function (GO): DNA-binding transcription factor activity, RNA polymerase II-specific; zinc ion binding; RNA polymerase II transcription regulatory region sequence-specific DNA binding
Source: RefSeq, a predicted model, not a curated record
AUGUCGGCCGACCAGUCCAAGGCAUCGUCCUCGGCCUCAUCGAGCCCCCAAGAAGCGCCACAACCGCCUCCCCUAGUCGCCCACUAUCCCCCGUCGUACGCCGGCCAUUACCCGCCUCCUGGGUCGUAUCCAUCUUUCUACGCCUACCCCGUUCCUCCAGAUCCCGCUCACCACGACCCCAAUCCUCCCAAUGGCGGCGCUCCCCCGCCCAUGGCCCCGUACUUCAUGGCAAUGCCGCCUCCGCCUCCCGGAAUGGUCUAUGCAUAUCCCAUGCCCCAACCCGCCCCAGGCUAUCCGUUCGCUGCCAGUCUGCCACCCCAGCAGCCUCCUCCGAAGUCGAAGCGCAAACAAGUGAAAAUGGCGUGCACUAAUUGUGCGGGCGCGUGCAAGCGCUGUGACGAGGCUCGGCCGUGCGAGCGAUGCGUCAAGUAUGGGCUUGCGGAGACUUGCGUGGACGGAACUCGCAAGGAGCGCAAGAAGGGUAUCAAGCGCGGCCCUUACAAGCGCAAGAACAGAGCAUCUAGCGGUGACGGGUCCCCAGGUCUCCCGCCGAGGCCCAGCCCCCGUACCUCCGCCUCCAUCCGGCUAUCCCAUGCCUCGGAGGGCUACCCCUUCCCCUACGUUCCGGCCCCCGCCGACGGCCAACCCCACGCUGAGGGCGCGCCCAACGGCGCGCCGCCCGCGAUGCCCCAUCCAUUCUACUCGCCAUACCAUGCCAUGUACCCUCACCCGUAUGGCGCGUACCCUGGCGCCCCACCUAUGGGCUACCCUCCCCUGGUCCCCGCCCCAUGGCCGCCUCGCCUAGCACUCCGCAUCCGCCGUGGAAGGCGGAAAGAGCAAAAGCGCGCAAGGGGCAAGAGCGGCGCUGGCGAGGACGCCGCAAGCAGGACGGCGAAGAAGACCAAGGAUGCCCCACCCCCUCCAGGCGAAGAAGCACCUCUGCCCCCGCCUGGCGCUCCUGCGACCGCGGACGCCAACGCGAGCGACAAGGCCCCCGAGGUGCGGGCCCAGGUGCAGAUGCAGACGGCCACGAGCUCGGCGCCCCCUCCCCCUCCGACAUUCGCUAGCGCGGAAACUAUCACGCCCGGGCCCGCGUUCAACGGGCCGGAACCGCGCCCUCUCAUGGCUGCCAUGUGA